GCGGGCGCGGGUUCGCCGCCGCUGCGGGCAGGUGCGGGCGGGCGGCACCGGCACCGGCGGGGGGGCCGCGCCUGCCGCGAUUGGCCCGGCCUGGCCCGGCUCGGCCCCCUCCGGGGGGCCCGGCCCGCUGCCCCCCUCCGCGCCCCGCUUUUAAGCCCCCGGUGCCGGCGGGGUGCUGGGCUCCACCGGCGGCGAUGACCCUCUGCGCGCCGUGAGCACGGCCCCAGGUCAAGGAUGGUCCAUGUGAUGGGGGAUGCCGGCUGCUGGUUCCUGCUCGGGCUCUCCCUCCUCCCCAUCGCUGUCCUGGGCUCCCAGGACGAUGGGAAGGUGAUCCACAUCAACAGGGUGCAGCACCAGCCCGUGCGCGUGGGGCUAGGGGAGCCGGUGGCCCUGCCCUGCCUCUUCCUGCUGCACCCCUCUGCCUCACUGGGGCCCAACGAGCCCCCCGACCCGCCCCGCGUCAAAUGGAGCAAAGUCCGCUCAGCCACCGGCCAGAGGGAGGACAUCCCCAUCCUGGUGGCCAAGGACAACGUGGUGAAGGUGGUGAAAGCCUACGAAGGCCGAGUGUCCCUGCCCGGCUACCCCCGUGACCGCUACAACGCCACGCUGCUGCUGCGCGCUGCCCGUGCCAGCGACGCGGGGCUGUACCGCUGCGAGGUGGUGGCCGGCAUUGACGAUGAGCAGGACCUGCUGCCGCUGGAGGUGACAGGCGUCGUCUUCCACUACCGCCCUGCGGGUGAGCGCUACACACUGACCUUCACCGCCGCUCGCCGUGCCUGCCUGGACAACUCUGCCAUCAUCGCCUCGCCCCAGCACCUCCAGGCCGCCUUCGAGGAUGGCUAUGACAACUGUGAUGCAGGCUGGCUGGCCGACCAGACCGUGCGGUAUCCCAUCACGCUGUCCCGGCCCGGCUGCUACGGAGACCGCAACAGCCUCCCCGGCGUCCGCAGCUACAGCCGGAGGGAGCCCAGUGAAGAGUACGAUGUCUACUGCUACGCCCGGGAGCUGCAAGGGACGGUGUUUUACGCCACGGUGCCGGGCCGGUUCACCUGGCAGGGGGCCUGGAGGCACUGCCGGAGUCGGGGGGCUUUGCUAGCCACCACCGGGCAGCUCUACCUGGCGUGGCGCGAGGGUUUGGACCAGUGCGACCCGGGCUGGCUGGCCGACGGCAGCGUCCGCUACCCCAUCAGGCUGCCGCGCAGGAAAUGUGGUGGCGAUGCAUCGGGUGUCAGGACCCUCUACCAGUUCCCCAACCGCACCGGCUUCCCACCCCCCACCUCCAAAUUUGAUGCCUACUGCUAUAAAGGUAAUGCCCUGGGUGCCCCAAACGAAGCCGCAGGGCAGAGGGAGCCAGAGAAGCCGGUACUGCCUGUGCCCAACCCACUGGGCAGCGACAACGUGCUGGUGGAGCACAGUGAGGACCUGGACACGUCAGGGGACACCCUGCGUGACCGCUACGGCCUCCUGCCGCAGCCAGGACCUGCAGGGCUGGGUGAGGAUGAGGAUGAGCAGUUGCGGCUGGUGAGCGGCAGCCCGGUGGCACAGCGCGGUGACCUUCCGGGGGCUGCACCCUCUCGUGGGCUGGGGCUGGGUGAUGGUACGUCCCUGCUUCCCACUACGGCCUCCUCGCCGGCGUGGCCCCAUGAAGAUGAAGCUCUCAACGUGGUGGACCAGGCGCCGGUGAGCUCUUGGCAGGAUCCGGCCAGCACCAGCCCAGCAUCGCCAGUGCAAGAAGACCCUGAGGAGCCCCUGGCUGCCCUCCUGCCACAGAACCAAAGCCCAACCCAGGAGCACAUCACCGGCUCACCGCCAGCACUGCCGGGGCUGGGGACAGUCCCUGGCGCGGCAGCAGGGACCCCCAGCACCCCACCGGCCAGUUCCCAUGUCCCACGGCAGAGCAGCUACGCCGGGCUGAACGGGCGCUACUUCCAGCUGCAGCGGCAGAGCCGGGACCCUGCGGUGGUGGCUGGGGACACCACGGUGGCUGGGGACCCAGUGGGGAAGGUCACCCAGGCCCCUGUCAUGGCCCUGGAGGUGAAGGGGGCUGCAGCCAACACUGUGGAGACAUGGAGCAUCCCCCGUGCCAGCACUGAGAGCCUGCGGCAGGAGGGCAUCUACUUGCCCUCCAACGCAGUGGAGGAGGAGAUUGGCCCUGAGCUGAUGGCACCGGCCACCGCCCAGGUGUCCCCCUCACCGCAGGCGCCUGCCAGGAGGGAAUCGCCACAGCAGAGCCCCGGCAAUCCUGGGGGGCCCACACAGACACCCCCUCCGCAGUCCCCAUCCCUGCCUCCCCCCGUGGUUCCCCACGAUGCUCUCGGUCACCAGGACAUCACCACAGCUGGGGCUCAGCCUCAUGUCCCCAGCGCCCGCGGGGACUCCCCCCGGCCACCCGCAGAUGCCACUGAGGACUUUUCCGGGGACACUGUCUCCCAGGAGGAUGGUGGCUCCGUCCCACCGUGGCCCCCAUUGCCCCCAGCCCCGUUGGUGGCCGAGGGCCCCGAGAUGGCCCCGCAGCCCCGUGGUGAUGGCACUGACAGCAGCGGGGCCCCAGGCGAUGGCACGCUGGAGAGGCAGAGGAAAGCAGUGACCUUCCUCCACCCAGCUGGCCCCUCCAUGGGGCACCCUGCCACCCCCAGCCCCACCGAGGUGGCCGCUCAGGGGGCGCAAAGCCCCACGGCACUCCCCAGGCCAGCCAAACUGCCGGCUGAGCUCAGCCACGAGCAGCCAGCUGGGUACGGGGAUGCCAGGAGGGGCUCAGCCGAGCCAAGCAGCAAAGCACCUGUGUCCCCCCCAGUGCGGGAUGUCCCCUCACCUUCACCUCCCGCUGUGGCCAGCGAGGUGACCCCGAUGGAGGCAGAGGCACUGGAGCCAGCAGCUGAGGAGGGGUCCACAGCCUUUGCCCCCACAGCCCCGUGGUCCACCAGCCGCACUGCACCGGAGCUGGAGGGGGCAGAACAUCUCCUCCUGCCCCCCCCAGGCCCUCAGCAGCCCCCCACCAGCACCAGCCCCCCGGGUGUCGCCAGCCACAAGGAUGCACCGACAGCCCCUGGCGAGGAGGAUGCCUCCAGGGAGGUGAAGAGGGAAGAGCCCCCUGCACCCCUCAGCUCCCGCAGCCCCUGGCCAUCGCCCACUGCCUCCCACCCAUGGGUGCCGGAGGCACCCAGGUCCCCAAGCACGGGGCCGCUCUUUGAGCCUCCAUGGCUGCAGAGCUGGGGGGGGCUGGGGGGGCCCCCGCUGCUGGAUGCCGACAGUGGGAGCGGCGAGGAGCUGGCACUGGAGGAGCGGGAGCUGCUGGCCUGGGCGGGCACCGGCAACGCCAGCCGGCACGCCCCGGCCGACCCUUGCCAGAACAACCCCUGCCUGCACGGUGGGACCUGCCGUGCCAACGGCACCGUCUGCGGCUGCAGCUGCACCCCGGGCUUCACCGGGGAGAACUGUGAGAUCGACAUAGACGACUGCCUGUCCAGCCCCUGCCAGAAUGGCGGCACCUGCAUCGACGAGGUCAACUCCUUCAUCUGCCUCUGCUUGCCCAGCUACGGCGGCAGCCGCUGCGAGAAAGACACGGAGGGCUGCGACCACAACUGGCAUAAGUUCCAGGGUCACUGCUACCGGUACUUCGCCCGUCGGCGCUCCUGGGAGGAUGCGGAGCGGGACUGCCGCCGCCGUGCCGGGCACCUCACCAGCAUCCACUCGCAGGAGGAGCAUGGCUUCAUCAACGGCUUUGGGCACGAGAACACCUGGAUCGGGCUCAAUGACAGGAUUGUGGAGCAGGACUUCCAGUGGACUGACAACACUGGCUUGCAAUAUGAGAACUGGCGGGAGAACCAACCUGACAACUUCUUUGCGGGCGGUGAGGACUGCGUGGUGCUGGUGUCCCAUGAGAUCGGCAAGUGGAACGAUGUGCCCUGCAACUACAACCUGCCCUACAUCUGCAAGAAAGGCACAGUGCUGUGCGGGCCCCCGCCGGAGGUGGCGAAUGCCUUCAUCGUGGGGAAGAAGAAGGAGAAGUACAGCAUCCACUCCAGCGUGCGCUACCAGUGCGAGGAGGGCUUCACCCAGCGCCACGUCCCCACCAUCAAGUGCCACAGCACCGGCAAGUGGGACCGGCCCAAAAUCCUCUGCACAAAACCCAGGCGGUCGCACCGAGCGCGGCGGCACCACCACCACCGUCACAGCCACCCCCACCACCAGCACCACCACCACAAACCCCGCAAGGAGCGGCGAAAACACCGCAAGCACCUCCGGCUGGACUGGAUGGAGGAGGGCCACUACUUCUAGAGCCGGGGGAUGAGGAAGCACAAGGGUCCCCGACGGGAUGUGGUGACGUUUCCUGCCCCCCUCCCACCCCCCCUCUUUUAUAGCCCCCCCUGGCUUUAGCUCCUAGGAUGCCCGGCCCCGUAGGGAAUAGGAUCCGGAGGGGGCGGCUGCGUGUGCGUCCCCAGCCCUCCCUGCAUGUCCCACGCUCAGCCCCCCCGACCCGGGGUCGAGUCCCAGCCCUGCACGGGGGACCCCCCAUCCCUGUGCGGGGGCUGUUCCCUGGCUGGGCUCUGGCCCCCUCCCCAAAGUGGGGGUUAACCUGCCAGCCCCCCAUCUCCCACCUUGGCCAUGGUGUCUCACUGGCCUAGCGUGGCUCUGGUUUUUUAGCAGCUCCCCACCCCCCCCAUCCUCCUGCCCCGGCACCCCGGUCCUGCCCAUGGGGCACCUUGCAGCCGGCAUGGGGACCCUGCCCAGCGCGGGGUGGGGGGACGAUGCCACCGGGGCUGGCAUCCUGCUCUUCUGCCUGGUUUGGGGGUGGUUUAUUUUUUUCCCCUUUUCCGUUUGUCGUCGGGUCCCCGUUGGAGUUGGCGUGUGUGUGUACGGCGCUUUCUGAUCUCUGCUGUUUGCGACGUGACUGCCGUGUCCUGAGCCCCCUCCCCCCCCCCCCGCCCCCCACUUCCCCGUGCCAUUUCUGACUCUGCCUUUC
This is a messenger RNA of Falco peregrinus (peregrine falcon), 4963 nucleotides long. RefSeq names its product neurocan (gene NCAN). Gene Ontology annotation, biological process: cell adhesion. The record is from RefSeq and is a predicted model, not a curated record. Lineage: Eukaryota; Metazoa; Chordata; Aves; Falconiformes; Falconidae. Gene Ontology annotation, molecular function: hyaluronic acid binding; calcium ion binding.